AUGUACUUUGACUUGAAUGUGCCUGUACCAGUACCGGCGUCUAUAGCCUCGUCUUCUGGCCAGGCUUCGAAAAAGGGCAAAGGAAAGCAGCAACAAAAUGCCGGCCCAGCGCCCGUCGUAGCCUUCUCGCCCGCGCAAAUCACGGCAAUCGAGGCUCGCGUCGACUUGCUCGUACAUUUAGGAUACACCGUUCUGGCUUUCACCCAGACCGCACACUCCAAAGUCGAUCCUCGGACGCACAUCAAUCACCUCGACCCCUUGCUCUCCGCUCUCCGGAGGCGCGAAGGCAUUGUCUACCUCAAGCGCCUAACAAUCAUCCUCGACGGGGAAUCUGAGAAGGGGUUCGGCCUGACGAAUACGAACGCGCCAUUAUUCGCUCCAUACGACCUGAUCGCGCUCAGUCCCUUGACGGAUGGAGCGUGGCAGUACGCUGUUCAAACACAUACGCAACCUUCGAACUUGACGGCACAUAUUCUGUCUAUACCUCUGACAUCCUCUCGACUACCUUAUCGCCUCAAACACACGGCUGUACGCACCGCACUCCGGAAUGGAGCUGUUUUCGAGAUCUCGUAUGCCGGCGCUUUGGGGACGGACGAGGAGGGAAAUAGUGGGGGCGCAAGUACACGGAGGAAUUGGUGGGCGUGUGCGAGGGAAGUUGCGAGAGCCACGAAGGGUAGGGGGUUGAUCGUGAGCAGCGGAGCGUACGGGGAGGCAGAGUUGAGGGCGCCUAGAGACGUUGGAAACCUGCUCACAUUCUUGGAGCUCAAGCAAGAUCAAACGCACGACGCUUCUACUACGACACCCAAGUCGCUCGUACUUCGUGCACAGACGCGAAAGACGUAUAGGGCUGUCCUGUCGGAGCCUCAGGUAGUCAUCCCGGAAGGGUACACCCAGGUCGAGUCACCUGCGCCCGCACCUGUAACACCGGCAUCUACGACGCCUGCAUCAGUACCGCCUGAGAUCCCUGCUCCCAAGGCGGAUCAGGCUAACGGAAAGAAGCGCCCUCGAGAGGAAGUCGCUUCGGGCGCUAGCACACCCACUCAAGGCACACAACAAGAAGGCGGGGCGUCCAAGAAGAAAAAGAAAAAGAAUAAAGGUGGCCCGUAG
This is a messenger RNA of Peniophora sp. CBMAI 1063, 1107 nucleotides long. Lineage: Eukaryota; Fungi; Basidiomycota; Agaricomycetes; Russulales; Peniophoraceae. The record is from the annotation of a GenBank genome assembly.